Messenger RNA from Chelonus insularis, 848 nucleotides. It is a transcript of the gene galla-1, whose product is annotated as cytosolic iron-sulfur assembly component galla-1. Lineage: Eukaryota; Metazoa; Arthropoda; Insecta; Hymenoptera; Braconidae. Bases 199 to 717 code for a protein of 172 amino acids. The transcript is spliced from 4 exons. The record is from RefSeq and is a predicted model, not a curated record.
AAUUUUAUGUUUAUAAUUAUGUUAAAAAAAAGAUAUUUAAUAUGAACAAAAGGUUCUGUAACCAUAUGUUAAUAAGUUAUGAAUAUAAAUUUUAAUGAUUGACAAGUUUUGUCCAUAUGAGUAUCAAAAAAUCUGAGUCAUAAAAAUAUUUACACGCAUGUGUUCACGUAUUUUUGCUAAAAUAAGACCACGACUACGAUGUUAUCUUUGUUACGUAAAUUAUCAAUUGGAACUAAAAUUAAAGAUGGUAUUUUGCCAAAUCAUAUCAUGGAUACCGCAGAAGAUCUUGUUAAUAAAAAACAACCAGCCGAGGUUACUGAAAAAGACAUCAAAGAGCUGAAAGAAACAGUUUAUGACUUACUCAGGACAAUAAAAGAUCCAGAAAAACCAUUGACAUUAGAACAGUUAGAUGUUGUUUAUGAGGAAUGUGUAGAUAUCUGCUCAUCAAUUCCAAAUGGAACCUUUGUCAUUCGAGUCAAGUUCAAUCCAACUGUUCCACAUUGCUCAUUAGCAACACUUAUAGGUUUAUGUAUUAGAGUGAAAUUAGAAAGAAGUUUAGUAGCUUCUUUUAAACUUGAUAUUUACAUCAAAGAAGGUGCUCAUUCAACAGAAGAAGAAAUAAACAAACAAAUAAAUGAUAAAGAACGAAUUGCUGCAGCUAUGGAGAACCCAAGUUUACGUGAAUUGGUAGAGAAAUGUAUAAAAGAAGAUGAGUGAAGAAUAUUUUUACAACUUGUAUAUAUGUAUUUUUUAUUUAUUAAUCAUCUAGUUAUUAUUUUAACAUGCUCAACACUUAUAAAUGUUAUUAAAAAUUUAUUGAAUAAGCUUUUUAUAAAGUGGACCUAUUC